AUGGUUCUCUUGACCAUGACAGCGGCCAUCGUCGAGGCUUUAGGACAAGUCGAGCUGCCUGUCGAAGCAGAGGAUGGGCUUCCUUCACUCCAGGACCCCGCGGUCGGGAAACCGAUUUCACACGGGCAGAUCAUAGAUUUGGCAAGGGCGCUCUGGAGUGAAGGAAUGAAGGACCGUAGGCUGGAGACGCUGCUCUUGGGAUGUUGGGUGUACAUCCCCCCGUCGCCGCCCAAACCGGAGCCGUCGGCCGAAUACAAGGCUUUGAUGGCCCGACUCCGCCACGAAGAAGAAGAACGAGCCUACGAGCGGAUGAUCAACCCCCCUCCUCCGGCCGAGACUGCGGCCCAGCGCAGAGCCCAGGCUUUCGCCGCGGUGAAUAAAGCACACAAGUCAGACCUGGGCGACGAUGAAGUCACAUACAACGAUGUACAUCGCCAGCUCAUGCUGAUUCUCAACUUCAUGCUGAGCAUCCUCGGCACAGCAGCAACACUAUGGGUGGUGGCCAGAUGGUGGAGCACGCCUUCCAGGCUAUUCCUGACACUGGGUGGAAGCCUGCUAGUCGGUAUCGCAGAAGUGGCAGUGUACUCGGGAUACGUAUGGCACCUAUCAGAAGCCAAGAAGAAAGACACAAAGUUCAAGGAGGUCAAGGAAGUGGUUCAGACCUGGGUCGUCGACAACGACAACGUCAAAGAGAAGAACGUGACUUCCAUCGAGGUCCUGCUCAAGGACGGAAACGAAGAUACAAAUGCUACGUUGAGGAGGAGGAAAAAGGAAAGCCUCUAA
Molecule: messenger RNA, 783 nt
Organism: Thyridium curvatum
Lineage: Eukaryota; Fungi; Ascomycota; Sordariomycetes; Thyridiales; Thyridiaceae
Exons: 2
Coding region: 1-783 (260 amino acids)
Biological process (GO): vacuolar proton-transporting V-type ATPase complex assembly
Cellular component (GO): endomembrane system
Source: RefSeq, a predicted model, not a curated record